Molecule: messenger RNA, 2790 nt
Organism: Penicillium manginii
Lineage: Eukaryota; Fungi; Ascomycota; Eurotiomycetes; Eurotiales; Aspergillaceae
Product: exocyst subunit SEC10
Exons: 2
Coding region: 1-2790 (929 amino acids)
Biological process (GO): exocytosis; Golgi to plasma membrane transport
Cellular component (GO): exocyst; cytoplasm
Source: RefSeq, a predicted model, not a curated record
AUGACACUCGACAAUGCAUCAACAACAUCCACCCCCCGCUCCGUCUUCCCAAAGGGCCCCAGCUUCACCCUCGACGACUUCUCCAGCCGCGACUUCAUUGUAAAAGAAUUCAUCGAAGCCCUCUCCGACACCGCAAUCUCCAACCGCCGCUCAACAGUCCCACCCCCCACCACUACAUCCACCACAACCCCAAACCAACCCUUCGACCCCAAACCCCUCAUCCGCACCUUCGAACACGCCCAACGCCGCCUAGGCGAUCUCUCUGGCGAUCUCGAAAUCCGCGAAAACGAACUCUCCGCCGCGGUCCGCCGCGCAGAAGCCCAACACUCGCAGAACUUAACGACCCUAGGCCGCAAACUCCGCCAGACAAUCGAGUCCUUCCAACAACUCGACACUUCGCUGAAUGGAAGCAGUGGGUUAGACGCGGCGGGCGGGAAUGGCAAUGGCAAUACAGGGGGCGGGACAGGCAAUAUGGCCGUUGAAACGGGCAAAAAGCUCGAGGAACUUGAUCGGCAGCGUCGUCGGGCGCUGGAUGCUCAUUUCUUACUUGAGUGUUGGGAGGGCGUGAGUAAUCGCGGGGAAAUAUCGCUGCUGGAGAAUCUCCGACGGUCCGGGACGGCGGAGGCGAAGGUUCGAAGUGCGCAUAUUGCGAGGCAAUUGCUGAGAAUUAGCCAGCGGUUGGAUCCGCAGAGUUGGAGGGAGAAUUCCGGUGCUAUUACUGCGAAUGGGAAUGGGCUUGGAUAUGGGCUCGGACAUAAAGGAAGCGAAGGGAGUAAUGCGGCAAGCUCGAAUGCUUCUUCGGAAGAUGUUCGGGAGGGAGGUCCGCCGCGUCGCAAUACGCGGGAGGUUAUUGAGAAAUUCUCCGAGACGUUGGAGAAGGACUUGUUGAAGCAGUUUGAUGAUUUCUAUCGGAAGGCGAAUUUCGAUGGGAUGAAGGAUUGUGCGACUGUUUUGCAGGAUUUUAAUGGUGGGGCGAGUGUUAUUGCGCUGUUUGUUAAUCAGCAUCAGUUCUUUAUUGAUCGCAGUCGGAAUGAGCUGGAGGAGGUUGGUGGUGAUGCGGAUUCUUGGGAGCGCAUGGCUGAUCCUGAUGCGGAGUUGCCGGGCGUUGAGCCGAGUUUACAGUCUCUUCUUGAUGAGGUUAAGGUUGUUGUUCAGGAGGAGUCGGCGAUUAUUCGUCGGGCGUUUCCUUACUACGAGCAGGUGCUGGGUAAGUUUCUCCAGCGCGUGUUCCAGCAGUCGAUUCAGCAGCGGUUGGAGAUGGUGCUGGAGAAAGCUAGUGGGGUUUCUUCGUUGGCGUUUCUACGGUGUUUGCAGAGUUCGCGCGGGUAUAUCAGUGCUUUGAUUGAUGAUCUUAAAGCGCAUGGGUUGACGGAGCAUCCUGAGGCUAUUUCUUCUCAAAGUGCGCUUCUCUUGGAUCAGCAGCUGGAAGAGCUCUUCGUUCCCUACUUCGUUGGGUCUUCCUAUAUUGAACGCGAACGCCGGACGUUGGAGGAACUGUUCAAUGCGGUCUUGUUUAAAUUUACCACAUACCAAGCCCGUCGCAAGAAGGCCGCUACUACAUUCAUGGCUUCGCUCUCUCGACCCGGCACCGAGCUUCUCUCCACCGCACGCGAUGCGUUCAUCAGUCGCCUCGAUUCGCCCGAGGUCUCCCCGAUCCAGCGACGAAUGCUCCUACACGUCGCAAAGCUGGGCGAAGUCCCCGAGACAAUCCGAUUAACCGAGAUCAAACUCACCGAGGAAGACGGACAGCCGAGUCUCAGCGACGUCAAACGGAUGCUGAAGUGGCUGGCUGAGGCUGUCGGCCGUGGCCUCGAGCUGAGCGUCAACACAGAUACCCACAAAGAUGUCUCGGCGAUGCUGAACGUGCUGUUAAUCACCAUGGGCGAUGGAUACAUCGAUGUUUGCCUCGAUGCAGCCCUGGAGACAGCCACAUCGCAAGAGUCCGGCAAGAACGAGCCUGACUUUGCGUAUCUUCCGUCUGUCCGAACGACUAUCAGCAUCACUACGCUAAUGGUGAUGUGUGUGAAUGCAGUCCUGCUUCCUUUGGCUGCGGGCAGCAUUACCACACGAAGGGAUAUGGAGAAGCGCACGAGUCAAACGACCUCUCGUAUCGAGGAAAAAAUAAAUACCAUCCAGCAGAAGAUGAUUGAAGGUACCCUGGCGUGGGUGACCCGUCUACUCUCGACACAAAAGAAGAACGACUUCCGCCCGCGAGACACUGAUAAUCCGUCAUGGUUGGAGAUGCUACAAACGCCGACCUGCGCCUCAAUCUGCACAUUCCUAACCCGCCUCCACACAAUCGUCAAAACAACCCUCCCAACCAGCGGCGCCAACACCCGCCAAGUUCUCACAGAAAUCGCCAUGCGCACGCGCAACCUUUUGCUAGAUCAUUUCAAGAAAUUCUCCGUCUCCGGGCCCGGCGGCCUAAUGGUCACAAAAGACAUGACGCAAUACACCGACCUCCUCCGAUCAUGGGACAUAGACCCCGAAACGAAAGGGCCCGGCGGCGCGCUGGACGUGUUGCUGGAAGUGGGCAGCUUAUUCGUUAUUGGCGUUGAGGCGUUGCGCGAGCGUAUUCGUGGUGGUGGUGCGACGGCUGCUGGGGGUGCGCAAUCUGGUUCUGGGGCUUCGGCUUCGGCUUCGGGGUCGGUUUCGGGGUCGGGGUCGGGGUCGUCGUCGGCUGGACAGAGGCAGGAGGUUAAACUUAGUGUUAUGGAGGUUCGGGCUUAUGUUUCUAGGAGGGAGGAUUCGGGGUCGUUGGCUUUGCAGCAGGUUCUUAAUGCGUUGUAG